CGAGCGCUGGCUUGUGUCACUGGCGCUGACGACAGCAUCCGCCCCCGCAUCCCGUCGCCAUGGCAACCCUUUGUUACCUCCAACGCUCGAGUGGUCCAGCCAGGGAGGGGGCUGCCAGGGGUGGUAUAUAGCCAACGCUGGGGGGGAGCCGAAGAAGGAAACUCCAGAUCUCCACCCAGGAGGAAGGAAGGCGGAGAGAAACGCUGGGGAGGAAGGCAAGAAGCAGGGCCAAGGCAGCAGAAUAUAGAAAUCUAUUAUUAUAUAUGCAUAAAUAAAAAGAGAUCUAUUUGAAAGGAGAGAAGGAAGGGACGAAGUAGGGCUUGCAGCAUCCAAGCGGACACAGAGGGAUUCAGAUUCUCCUCUUCUCCCCGGGCCUAAGCCUCUUCCUUAAAGGCCUCUGGGGAUAUUUUGCUUUUAAUAAGCAGGAACAGGAACUUGAGAGAACAGUUUUCACACCCUUCUUUGAAAGACUGCAAGAAACUGACUGCUGUUAUGUACGCUGAACCAUCCACCAUGAAUUUCCGGAACCACGGCUUCUUCCGCCGUUCUCCACCCCCUUCAGUAACCAAACCGUCUCCUGCUGCUGGGAACACCUUGUCUGUCUUAGGAGGUAUCGCCCAAAUCUCCCCAUGUCUCUACCUUUGCUCUGGCAAUGCAGCAUCCAAUAGACAUAUGGUCUACUCGAGGGCAGUGACUUGUGUUGUGAAUGCGACAAUGGAAAUCCCCAAUGCCAACUGGCCAGAUAUUGACUACGUCAAGGUGCCUGUUCCUGAUCUCCCUCAUGCUCCCCUGUCCUUGUACUUUGAUUCCGUGGCUGAUAGGAUACACCAAACAGGGAAGAAGAACGGAAGAACCCUUGUCCAUUGUGUGGCAGGUGUAAGCAGGUCUGCCUCCCUCUGUAUUGCAUAUUUAAUGAAAUACCACCGGUUGAGCCUCUUGGAUGCUCAUGAGUGGGUGAAGAGCAGAAGACCUGUUGUGAGACCCAACGUCGGCUUCUGGAGGCAACUCAUUGAAUAUGAACGCAAGCUGUUUGGCAAGAACACUGUCAAGAUGGUGCCUUCACCCAUCGGGUUGGUCCCAGACAUCUAUGAAAAGGAGACCCGUGGGCUGGUCCCCUUGUGGAACUUAAGAUAGAUAUUGAAUAACUUUGGGAAGAUGGUUGGGUGGUGGGUUGGCUGGAUUUAGGAUCAAAAUAUUCCACCAUGGUAGAACCUUGGUACAACCUUCCAACAUGGUGGACCUUGAUAAGAAAUUCUGUUAUGGUAGUCUUUUUGUAAGACCUUGCAAUAUUAGAUUAUGAGAAAGUUGAGUUGCUUGGAACUUUCAGUGUGGUAGACUUUGAUGUUUGGUUCCACCAUGGCAGACAUCACCAAGAACUUAAUCUUACUUAUUCUGAGAAGAUAGUUAAGAACAAAAAGUAUAAAGAGUAAUGAGUUUUAUCUAAAGCAAGGCCACCAUAGUCUUAAUAAAUUACCUCUCCCCAGUUAGGAGUUAGAAAAUUAAUCUUUUUGUGAUAGUGUCAUAACUACUUUCCAGCAAUGGAUUUUUUAAUUUUUAAUGAACAAAAUACAUUUCUCUCCCUCAGGGAGUGAAAUUUUAAACACCAGGGCGCUUAACAUUACUCAAAAUGUAUAGUGUUCAAGGAGUGCUCCACCAAUACUGGGCCAGAAGUCAAGAACCUAAAGAUUACAGAACUUCCAGUGGAUGAGAGAGGAUUGAAAGAGGAGGAAAAACUUUAAUAUAAACACUGGUUUUCAAUGAGCAGGCUGCAAUCAGGCCCUUCAGUGACACAAAUAAGUUUCAGUAGAGCAUUAUAAACCAGGGAGGAGAAUCCAAAAGACUGAGGGAAAGGGAGGAAAAAAUUUAACAUUACUUCAGUAUGGAGACAUUUAAAACUGAGAAGGACAAAUAGAGCAAAGAGGAUAUGGUUUAACUGGAAAAGGCCAGAGGUUUAUAAACUCCCAACUUCUGGCACUAGGAAUUAGUUUAAUAUUAAAAACCCAUCCAUCUCAUCUCUGCUGCUCAAGACCAACAAGUUACAAAGGGCACUGUUGGCAUGUGGGGUGGGAAGAGGAGUUUUCUAAACAUCUCACAAAGAGGUAUGUUUCCAAAGAGAAGCAUCUACCACUGGAGACAGAAAGAAUAAAAAUCCAUCCAAAAGACUAGUAGAGAAGCAACAUUCUUGGCAGUGAAUCUGAUGCCUGAAGCAGUCUGUAUGUUAAACAAGCUGUAUGAGGGGCAAGCAAAACUUUAGCUCUUCCACUUGAAGGAAGGGGAGGAUACUACAGAUGUGGACAUUUUCCACUAAAAUACACUAUUUCAAAAUGGUGCUUACCAGGCUGCUACAAGAAGUUGAAACAGACAAAUGCCUCAAGUGGAACAUCUUUUUGAAGCCACAGGCUGUUUUCCUGCCUAAGUUUUUUUGGCCAGGUACAGACUCUGAAGUGAUUCAAAGGGGUUGUUGAAAGGCUCAGACUCACAAUUUAAAUCCCCAAUUAAGGGAGUUUCAUAUGAACUGACUGCGUUUUUUUAUUGUGAAGGAAGUUGUAUAGUGAAGUAAUUGCAUGUCAGAUUCCUAUGACAAUAUAAACAGCAGCAGUUUCAAAUGAAAUUGUCUUUGAAGAACUCAGCAUGUUUUCUCCUCCCAUUUUAAAAAUGAUUUCAGCCCCUUUCGGUUUUCUUACCAAACAUACCAGUCAAGCCUUGCUAGAGUUCUGGCUAGUGAAAUAAGCUGCUAUACCAAUGUGGUAUCUGCACGCCCCCCCCCCCCCCAAGUUAUUUCUAGGCCAAAUGUUUGCAAAUAUAAAACUAAGCUGUCUGCGAAUGUGUUGAUCUUAUAUUUUGAGGGUGAAUAACUCCCCAUCUCACUCACACUGUUCUUUAUGAUUACAUUGAAAUGUCUUAAUUACACCAGCCUGCAAAAUGGCAGCUUGCAGACAAUAUUUGGCAAAUUGGAUGUCAUAAUUUUCAAAACGAAGACAAUACUUGCACUUCCCUGCAUCAAAUAUUAUAUUUUGCAUUAUACUUCAGAAAAAAUAUUAUAUGAGUGUUAUUUAACAAAAACACUCCAAAAUAUUUACAGAAAUCCAUAUUACUCUGUUAUAGGCUAUUAUAGAGGCUUCCUGGGUCAAAAUAACGAGCACCAGGUGAAAGCUGACCCAAGGAAGGAACGUAACUAAAAUUAAUAAAAGUUUUGAAUAAAGCCCUCCAGCAUAUGUCCCUGUCUGACUAUACCAUGCUGAAACAAAAUUAGUGGCGAGUUGGAAAAUAAAGCUAAUUAAAGAUAUCUGAGGAUUGCUAUACAGGGAUUUAUCAGCCCCCCCCCCCCCAUACACACUUUCCAGAAUCUACUCCACCUCACAACCCCACCAUCUGCUUCAAACCUGUUUUUCAGCUCUUCAGGUGGUGCUGUUAGCAGAGGAAGGUUUAAGGGCUGAAAACUGGUGGGCUUUCUCCUCAAACAGAAGCAAAUUCAUCCUUCCAUUUUAAGCACAGAACCCCUAAGUUAGAAGGCUCCUAACUCUCACAAAAUUGUUGGCAUCGAAACAGGUGGUUAACACAUGACAUAGACACAAAUCUUUAGGCCAGCAUGUAGCACUGGUUAAUUUAAGGGUCAUGUAGCCAUACAGAACAUUUUCCUCCCAGAUAUGGGUUUGGGCCCAUGGGAAGAAUUUCAGCUCUCAUUAGAGGGCAGCUGGUUGAAAGGGGUCGGAAUGCAGUGUGUCUGCUUUUCAAGUGAGAGAGAGAGAUAUAAGCCUCUGCUGUUCUGUAUAAUUUGUACAUACUAGAGUAUUAAAGGGGGUAAAUCUCUAUAUUAAUUAAAGGUAGGGUUUCUUAAGGUUUCAGUUCAAUGACAAAAGAUCUUAAUAAAUAAAAAAAUUAAAAUGGU
Eublepharis macularius is the source of this 3889-nucleotide messenger RNA. RefSeq names its product dual specificity protein phosphatase 14-like. Lineage: Eukaryota; Metazoa; Chordata; Lepidosauria; Squamata; Eublepharidae. The transcript has 2 exons. Gene Ontology annotation, molecular function: MAP kinase tyrosine/serine/threonine phosphatase activity. The record is from RefSeq and is a predicted model, not a curated record. Gene Ontology annotation, biological process: protein dephosphorylation. The coding region runs from base 493 to 1134 and encodes 213 amino acids.